Molecule: messenger RNA, 1184 nt
Organism: Pocillopora damicornis (cauliflower coral)
Lineage: Eukaryota; Metazoa; Cnidaria; Anthozoa; Scleractinia; Pocilloporidae
Source: RefSeq, a predicted model, not a curated record
CAGACCACACUAUGUCUUUGUGGAAUGUAUGCGCCAUGUUGGCUGCACGCUUUUUUCUAAGGCUCUGUUCUAUUCUAUGUUUUCUCGAUUUUCCUGCGUUAUGGCUGGGGAGGUUCGGUUACCAUCCGAGCCAGAACAAAGAUCACCAGAUUCCUGACGACCAUAUGGGGGUUUUUACGAACUUGGAAGGAUACAAGCUCUCAAGACUUGAUCAGCUCCAAAUGGGAGGGGGAGGCGUUUGUGUCUAUACUCGCAAUAAUUUGAAAGCUAAGGUUUUAAAAGAUCUUUCAUCAAUUUCCGAGAGAAAUUUCCACCAACUCUGGAUAAGUCUUCAGUGGAAGAAAACAAAGUCAAUUGUAGUGUGUACAACCUACCGACCAGAUGACUGCCCCCUUAGUGCUUUCGAGGAUACCCUGAAACCUACUUACAUGCAAGCACUGACGCUUAACAAACCCGUCGUGAUCCUUGUGGAUUUAAACUGUGAUCUAAGGAAAGCCUGCGCGGAGAGCAGAGUGUUAAACAAUUUCUCGUCUGAAAUGAAUCUUCAACAACUCAUUAAGCAUCCAACAAGGAUUACAGCUACAACUAAGCCCCUGCUCGAUGUUAUCUUGGUGUCCUGCCCUCAGUCGGUACGUGGUAGCGGCGUGAUCAACUACUCCAUCAGUGAUCACCUGCCAGUUUUUGUAGAGCUUAAGGUGAAAGCAUCCAAGCCUUCGCCCCACUACAUAACAGCACGUAGUUAUAAGAACUAUGAGCCGGGCGCAUUUACUGCUGAUCUUACUAACCAAUCAGACCAGCUCCUGUCCAUCUUUAGCUGAGGUGAUGUGGAUACCAAACUUAACACUCUCAAUGAUGUUGUUGGACGCACGUUGGACUUGCAUGCUUCCGUCAGAACAACCAGGAUUCGUCAUCGCCCUUGUCCAUUUGUAUCAAGAGGCAUUAAACAACUCAUGAAAACAAGAGACCUACUUCACCGCAAUUUUUUUCAGUCUCGCGACCCCUCGGAUUGGAGUAAAUAUAAAGAAUCCAGGGAUACCAUUAAAGAAAUACUGAGAGAAACAGAGCGGAAUUAUACUUUUCUUUAAGUUCAACAAAACAAGAGCAAUCCUAGUUCACUCUGGAAAGUAAUCAAUCGCGUUAUUCCAUCAAAGAACAAAGAGCCUCAACGAGUUUAUACCAAAGAC